Messenger RNA from Hyalella azteca, 4154 nucleotides. RefSeq lists its product as uncharacterized. Gene Ontology annotation, biological process: MAPK cascade; protein phosphorylation; DNA integration. The record is from RefSeq and is a predicted model, not a curated record. The transcript is spliced from 17 exons. Lineage: Eukaryota; Metazoa; Arthropoda; Malacostraca; Amphipoda; Hyalellidae. Bases 237 to 4154 code for a protein of 1305 amino acids. Gene Ontology annotation, molecular function: ATP binding; protein kinase activity; nucleic acid binding.
AGCUAAACAGAUUUCUACAGAUACUUUUUUAAAUGCAAAUAUUACUUGGACAGAAAUCCUAAAAAUUUUAAUGCAUUUGACAUUGUCAUGUUUUUAUGUAUAAUAAUGCUACUGUCUGCUUUAAUCAAUGGGCUUAACCAACUUACAUUUUAGGACCUAUUAUCCAAGCUGACAAAGUUUGGAUGCCAGAACUAAGGAAGUGACCACUACCACCCCACCCAUCCAAGUCUGCUGCCAUGUCGGACUCUCUCGGGUCUCGCAGCAGUGACAUCUCGGGAGGCUGCAGUGUCAUCAAUGCUGCUGGAGGGCUUGCCAACAGACCUUUUGUUAGGAUGGACGUGGCUUGCGUCAUUGAUCUGCAGGAGACGGACUGCCUCAAUCAAAGACGGAGAGCCUUUGAAGAGGUCAAAGCUGCUUGCCAUUCACUCGGAGCAAACUUCCAUCAUAUUCAAUAUGAGCGCGUUGACUUUGGAGAAACAAACGUGCUGGAUCAGCUGUACAACGCAGAUGUGGCUGUGGUGGAUCUAAGUGUGGUGUGCCAGCAGCGGUCUCUCUUCUACCACGUGGGUGUGCGUGAGAGCUUUGACAUGCGCCACACAAUCAUCCUCUACAACGACAGCAAUGCUAAGGCCACCAAGGCGCUCAGGUCCUCGUGCGUGAACUACGACUUUGUGUCGUAUCGCGUAACAGAGCAGCCUGGCUUGGCAACGUCAGCGUCAGGCACUCACUUGAGCGCCAGCAGCAGCAGCUGCACUGCCUUGGGCCAGGUUAUUGUGACCGACACUAGCAACCGACUGUCAACUACAGCCCUCGUAGGUGGAGGCUCGAGUCCUUCUUCAUCUCAGUCUGAUGACGGCGAGAGCACUCGGCCCAUGUCACUCGUCACGAAGAUAAAGAAGCUCCUACAGGAAGUCGAGUUACAAGCCAAAGCCCACAUGAAAGAGAAGUUCCUCGCGGACCUGCGCAAAGCUCGGGAGAUUUACAGCGGCGCUGACCUGAAGGCGCAGCUCAGCAUCCUCAGGAAGAGGCUUGAUGACCCCAACAUCCUCAGCGGGGAUGUGGUGCUGCAAGUCCUGUUCUCCCUGCGGGACAUUCAGGACUAUGACGCGAUGGUGCAGCUCAUAGACUACCUCAAGUCUCUGCCAAACCGCAAGCUGUACACCAGUACCCCCGCCAUCAGAUAUCUCUAUGGAUUUGCACUUAACAGGCGCAACAAAGAGGGCGACCGCGAGCGAGCGCUUGACGUCAUCACGAAGGCCAUGGAGAAGAAGGAGAAUCAAGUGCCGGACAUGGUGUGUCUCUGCCCGUCUUUGUUUCAGGACAAAUUUGUUGAAUCUGGCCACACAGACUCUGAAAGUUUGAACAACGCCAUCUACUGGUACAGGAAAGGCUUCGAUGAUCACCCCAACGAGUACGCUGGCAUCAACCUGGCCACGCUUCUUGUCAUCGCUGGCAACGACUUUGCUCAAUCCUCUGAACUCCAGCACAUCGGCAUGGUGCUCAACAACCUGAUUGGCAAGAAAGGGUCGCUGGACAAGCUUGAGGACUAUUGGGAUGUGGCGACAUUCUUCGAGAUCAGCGUCCUGGCUGAGGACUAUGGCAAGGCCGUGCAGGCCGCAGAGUACAUGUUCAAGCUCAAGCCUCCUAAUUGGUACUUGAAAUCCACCAUCGGGAACAUCACGCUGAUCCAGCGGUCGCGCAAGAGAUCUGAGGUCAACAAAGAGGAAACUGUCAUCCAGCGCAAAUUCAACUUCUGGGUGGACUUCUUCAUGGACGCCACCAAAGUGGACCCUGGAGACCUCAUCAGGUUUCCGGUGUUCAUCUUGGAACAAACGCGUCGUGACGAGCCAAGCUUCUACCAGCCCAGCUACGUGACUGUCAACUUAGGGGCGGAGGAAGCGUCUCUGCAGCUCCAGAACCUCUGCAUAGACAAGAACCUGCGUGAGUGCCGCAAGGUCCACGACUGGGUCUUUGUCGCCUCCAGCAUCAAGGGCAUCACGCAAUACAAGCGAGACGAGCGCGCCGUGUUCCUGUACGUAGACAGCGACGACUUCCAGAUGUUCUUCCCUUCAGAGCUUCUGUGCAGCCUCUUCUACAAGCACGUGCUGCAGCUCACGGCUAACAACAAGACCACCGUCCUGGACAUGGAGGCUGAUCUUGCUGGGGGACCUAUACAGUACGAGUACGAGUUGGACGACUGCAACAAGCGCGUGCUGCUGGGCAAGGGCACGUACGGUCUGGUGUACGCGGCGCGGGAGCUCAGCAUGCAGGUGCGCAUCGCCGUCAAGGAGGUGCCUGAGAAGAAGAUCAACGAGGUGCAACCGCUGCACGAAGAGAUCAAACUUCACUCGGAACUCCGGCAUCGUAAUAUUGUUCAGUAUCUUGGGACGGUGUCUGAAGAUGGUUACUUCAAGAUAUUCAUGGAGAGGGUAGGCAGUCGUGUCCCGCCAGCCCUUCAUUUGAACAGAAAUAAAAGUGAACGUGAAGUGUGUGCCGAGUUGAGUGUCAAGCCGAAAGCUAAGAAUUUCGUGAACUUUGUGUCAACAUUGAGGAUAGUCGACAAAAUACUUUGUGGUGGCCGACAUUCCGUGCCCGUGAUACCUGCCUGUUACUUGCCGCAACUGACCGCUGAUUUUCACAGAGCCGCUGGACACGUCGGACGAGACAAGACGAUCGAGGCCAUCUCUCGUUAUUACUUUCAUCCCCGUCUCGCAGCUAUCGUGACGUACGUGGUGAGACGGUGCAGGGUGUGUCAGCGCUACAAGGGCAGACCCAAGGGCGGAGCACCGCUGUAUCGACGACAUCCAAAGGCUCCUUACGAAGAUUUCGCUGUGGACUUGCUGGAACUUCCGCCUGGCAAGGGCAACGUGAAGUAUCUCCUGGUCGGAAUUGAUACAUAUACUAAGUUUGCCAGCGCUGUGCCACUGCGAAACAAGAGGUCAGACACAGUUGCUAGAGCUUUGGAAGAACGAAUCUUCAGUACUCUCGUGAAGCUUCCUGAAACAGUUACGUCCGACAACGGCCCUGAGUUCAGAGGACGUCCGUUUGUAGAAAUGCUCAAGAGAAAUGGUGUGAAGCAUUUCAAGACCAUUCCCUUCGCACCAAGCUGUAACGGAAGUGUUGAGCGAUUAAAUUCCACCCUGAAGAGUUUGCUAGCAGUAGCCGGAGCAGAAAACCAAGCUCCAUGGACCGAAAACAUCACUCGUGUUUUGAUAAUCUACAACCACACCGUUCACUCGCAGACUGGACGUGCACCAGCUGAUUUCUUCACGGAAGCAGCUGCCAAAUUACCGAUUCCAUUCACUGAACCAUAUUGGCGUCCUCCAACUAAAUCAUUUACUCCAUUCGUCGUGGGUCAAAGAGUAGCGAGGAAACUUCCUCAAUUGCCUUCUCAAAACAAGCUUUCACCCAGGUUUUCCGGUCCUUUCGUUGUGACAGAAGUCGAUCCUAACCUCAUUACGUAUCGAAUAGCGACCACGGACAGAAAACAUCAGAAGACAGUUCAUUUUAAUCAACUAAAACCUUGGCACGGAGAAGAUGAGGCGAUACAGCAAAGACAUGGAGCGGCACGUCAGCACAGACCAGCAACGAGCAGCCGUCGCCAACUAGAGAGGCCCGAAGUAGCAUCGCAGAGCAGCGCCUUGGGCGCGUUUUCGGUUCCGCCGAUAGCGACGAGUGAGGGGCACAACUUCGGCGAAUUUAGAAUUAAUCUCUCUGGGUUGGCUGAUAAGAUAGCGGCGGCAAUACGACAACGGGCAAACGACCAGCCGAGUAACGUAACAGCAAACGAUGAGACAGAGGAGCAGCGAGAAGAGCCACUUUCAGAGUUGGAAGAAGACGAACAAGUCAGCCUUGAAUGGGAACAUCUGAGCGACGGGCUCGAGGAAGUUCUUGAGAAUUAUACGCCUUCGCCUGAUCCAGCGGUCGACAACCUGACGUCACCCGAGCCUGCGGUGAGCAGCGGAGCGUCAACGGUGGUGCCGACGACUCAACCCAGAGCCACGACGCGUUCUCAGACUAGAAGAGUCGUGGAAGACUUAGUCAAGGCGCUGACCUUGAAUGCUGGACGAGAGAGCGACUUCUUAAGAGCCGCUGAUACUCCCUACAGCUACCUUUACCUGAUUUUACUGAUUUUAAACCAAGUGAUUCAAUAA